UCGCGCGCUGACGUUAUGCGCGUGCUCGUUCGCAGCAGCGGUUUGUGCGGGCCUGGCGCGCGCACCGGGCGGAGUGUGGGCUUGGCCGGCGCCGGCGCGGGCUGGAGGAAGGGAAGGCUUGGUUGGUAGCGCGUGCUGGCGCUAUGGCAGCGUUGAGUUGCGCGUGAAGAAUGGAGAACGCCGUGCGAGAGAGAGAAAGAUCCAUGGCCGGCAUGGAAACACCCAGCCUUCCGCGCGACGUGAAGGUGAAACUGGCCGAGCUCGAACUUGAGCUGUCCGAGGGUGAUAUUACUCAAAAGGGCUAUGAAAAGAAAAAGGCCAAACUGCUGGCUCCAUACAUACCACAGACUGCAGGUAUAGAUCCUUUUCAACUUGAGCCCAGGCUUACAGGUCCUCCACAGUCUUCACCUUUUUCUUCUGCUGUCCCAUAUGUGGCUGCAUCCAGACAGUCCAAAUCCAGAGCCUCCAGUUCCAGAGAUGAACGCUAUCGAUCUGAUUUGCACACAGAAGCAGUCCAAGCCGCACUCGCCAAAUACAAAGAAAGAAAGAUGCCGAUGCCUUCCAAGCGGCGCUCUGUGCUUGUUCAUUCAUCACUAGAUGCAUACACUCCUCCAGACACGUCCUCAGCGUCAGAAGAUGAGGGCUCACUCCGUCGUCAGGGCCGGAUAACGUCCACUCCAAAGCAGGGCCAUUUGAACGUAGAGCACUGGCUUAACAAGGUUAUCCAGAGCUCCUCCACCUCAUCCUCUGCAUCGUCCACCUCAUCACAUGUAGGAGGGAAACCUACUGCUUCACUAGCUGACCUCAUGGCGCAUACCCAUUUAGAAAACCACUCGGCACCGCCAGAUGUGACCACUGGGGCCUCAGAGCACGUCACUCACUUUGAGAGGCCGCAAGUAUCCUCAGUUCGUGGUGUUCCUCGAGGUUUCAACAGUAGCUCAAUGGAAACUGCUGAUGGAGUACCUGUGAAUAGCAGAGUUUCAUCAAAAAUUCAGCAGCUUCUGAAUACACUCAAGCGACCCAAGCGACCUCCUUUGAAAGAGUUCUUUGUGGAUGACUUUGAAGAACAGCUGGAAGUUCCUCUAACUGACCCAAAUCAACCAAAACCAGAAGGUUUACAGACAACACCACUACAAGGAGAACCAUUGGGAGUAGUGACAAAUUGGCCUCCAUCGCUGCUGGCAGCUUUACAAAGAUGGGGAACAACACAACCCAAAGCACCUUGUCUGACCUCACUGGAUACAACAGGGAAGCCAGUUUAUACACUCACUUAUGGAAAGCUCUGGACUCGGAGCCUCAAGCUAGCUUACACGCUUCUCAACAAACUGAGCAGUAAGAAUGAUCCACAGCUGAGACCCGGUGAUAGAGUCGCUUUAGUAUAUCCAAACAAUGAUCCUGUGGCGUUUAUUGUGGCAUUUUAUGGUUGCCUUUUGGCAGAAUUGGUUCCUGUGCCCAUUGAAGUGCCAUUAACAAGGAAGGAUGCUGGCAGUCAGCAGAUUGGCUUUCUACUUGGUAGUUGUGGUAUAUCAGUUGCACUCACAUGUGAUGCCUGUCACAAAGGAUUACCGAAGUCCCAAGCUGGGGAUGUGGUCCAGUUUAAAGGAUGGCCUCGACUGGGGUGGUUUGUGACAGAUGUUAAAAACUUGUCCAAACCUCCUAAGGAUUGGCACCCAAUGAUCAGGGAUGCCAGCAAUAAUAUCGCUUAUAUUGAGUACAAGACCAGUAAAGAAGGAAGUUCAAUGGGUAUCGCCAUAUCUCAGGCGGCAAUGUUGGCACAUUGUCAUGUCCUUAGUCAAAGCUGUAGAUACAAUGAAGGGGAGACAUUAACAAACGUUUUGGAUUUUAAAAGGGAUGCUGGACUGUGGCAUGGCAUUUUAACUUGCAUCAUGAACAGAAUGCAUGUGAUCAGCAUUCCCUAUGCUUUAAUGAAAGUGAACCCUCUUUCUUGGAUACAGAAAGUUUGUGCGUACAAAGCUCACAUUGCUGUGGUGAAGUCUCGGGACAUGCAUUGGGCUCUCUUAGCUCAGCGGGAUCAGAGAGAUGUAAGCCUCAGCUCACUGCGGAUGUUGAUUGUAGCAGAUGGUGCAAACCCAUGGUCGAUAUCAUCAUGUGAUGCUUUUGUGAAUGUGUUUCAAUCACGUGGCUUGCGACCUGAGGUGAUCUGCCCAUGUGCUAGCUCAUCAGAAGCUCUGACGGUGGCUAUACGCAGACCUGGCAACUUAGGAGGACAUUUUUCAGGGAAGAUGGUGCUGUCUAUGAAUGGUUUGAGUUAUGGUGUAAUACGUAUGGAUACGGAAGAAAAGCUCUCUGUUCUGACUGUCCAAGAUGUGGGUGCUGUUAUGCCUGGAGCGUUGGUGUGCAUUGUAAAGUUUGAUGGUACCCCAUAUCUCUGCAAAACCGAUGAAAUUGGUGAGAUUUGUGUGAGCUCGCGUGCUUCAGGGACAUCAUACUAUGGGCUACCUGGAAUGACAAAGACUGUGUUUGAGGCUGUGCCAGUGAAUGCUGCAGGAGUUCCUGUCACCGAGCACGUCUUCACAAGAACAAACUUACUUGGCUUCCUAGGAUCAGGAAACCAGGUUUUUGUGAUCGGCAAGAUGGAUGGCCUGAUGGUGGUCAGUGGACGGAGGCACAAUGCAGAUGAUGUUGUGGCAACAGCUUUAGCAGUCGAGCCCAUGAAGUUUGUGUACAGAGGGAGGAUAGCAGUAUUUUCAGUGAACGUACUUCAUGAUGAACGCAUUGUCUUGGUGGCCGAGCAGAGACCAGAUGCAUCGGAAGAGGACAGUUUCCAGUGGAUGAGUAGAGUCUUACAGGCUAUUGACAGUAUCCACCAGGUCGGAAUUUACUGCCUGGGUUUGGUACCUGCGAACACACUUCCCAAGACUCCUUUAGGAGGCAUCCACCUGUCUGAGACCAAACAGCGCUUUCUGGAAGGCAUGUUGCACCCGUGCAAUGUUUUGAUGUGCCCCCACACCUGCGUCACCAACCUUCCGAAACCACGGCAGAAACAGCCAGAGGUGGGUCCUGCUUCUAUGAUAGUCGGUAACCUUGUGGCAGGAAAGCGAAUAGCUCAGGCCUCGGGUAGAGAUGUCACACAGUUUGAAGACAAUGAUCAGGCACGGAAGUUUUUGUUCUUGGCUGAUGUACUGCACUGGCGUGCACAGACCACUCCAGACCAUCCUCUUUUCCUCCUCCUGAAUGCCAAGGGCACUGUGGUGAAUACAGCUACAUGCACACAGCUGCAUAAGAGAGCCGAGAGAGUGGCUGCAGCCUUGCUAGAAAAGGGGCGUCUUAAUACUGGGGACCAUGUGGCUUUGGUUUACCCUCCAGGUAUCGAUCUUAUAAUAACUUUCUAUGGGUGUCUGUACGCAGGAUGUGUGCCUGUCGCUGUGCGACCGCCUCAUCCUCAGAACCUUGCCACCACUUUACCAACUGUCAAGAUGAUUGUUGAGGUAAGCAAAUCUGUCUGCAUACUCACAACGCAAGCUAUACUAAAACUGUUUCGUUCAAAAGAGGCAGCUGCGGCAGUAGACAUCAAAACCUGGCCAACAGUUAUCGAUACUGAUGACCUACCCCGAAGGAAGCCACCCCAAAUAUAUAAAGCACCAACACCUGAAAUGUUGGCAUACCUGGACUUCAGUGUGUCCACCACAGGAAUCCUUGCAGGAGUGAAGAUGUCGCAUGAAGCAACCAGUGCUAUGUGUCGGUCCAUCAAGUUGCAAUGUGAGCUCUAUCCUUCACGACAGAUUGCAGUUUGCCUUGAUCCCUAUUGCGGUCUUGGUUUUGCACUCUGGUGCCUCUGCAGUGUAUAUUCUGGUCAUCAAUCCAUCUUGGUCCCUCCACUUGAAUUGGAGAGUAAUGUCUCUCUCUGGCUGUCUGCAGUGAGUCAGUACAAAGUGCGUGUGACUUUCUGUUCCUACUCUGUAAUGGAGAUGUGCACCAAAGGACUUGGUGCACAAACAGAUGCACUCAAGGCAAAAGGUGUGAAUCUGUCCUGUGUUCGAACGUGCAUGGUAGUUGCAGAGGAGCGCCCACGAAUAGCGCUUACGCAGUCCUUCUCUAAGUUAUUUAAGGACCUUGGCCUGUCUCUGAGAGCCGUCAGUACAACUUUUGGCUGCAGGGUUAAUGUGGCAAUCUGCUUGCAGGGAACUUCUGGACCAGAUCCAACCACAGUCUUUGUGGAUAUGAGAGCACUCCGCCAUGACAGGGUGCGUUUGGUAGAGAGAGGCUCCCCACAUAGUCUUCCACUAAUGGAGUCUGGAAAGAUUCUCCCUGGGGUAAAGGUUAUAAUAACCAAUCCAGAGACAAAAGGCCCACUGGGAGAUUCGCAUCUUGGAGAGAUCUGGGUGAGCAGUCCACAUAAUGCCACUGGGUAUUACACAGUUUAUGGUGAGGAGUCCUUACACGCUGACCAUUUCAAUGCCCAACUCAGUUUUGGAGAUACACAGACUUUGUGGGCACGGACAGGAUAUCUGGGAUUCCUUCGCAGGACAGAGCUGACUGAUGCAACUGGAGAACGUCAUGAUGCCCUAUAUGUGGUGGGAUCCUUGGAUGAGACCCUGGAACUGAGAGGAAUGCGUUAUCAUCCAAUUGAUAUUGAGACCUCAGUGCUCAGAUCACACAAGAGCAUUGCUGAAUGUGCUGUCUUUACAUGGACCAAUCUGCUCGUUGUUGUGGUUGAAUUGGACGGUUCUGAACAGGAAGCACUGGACUUGGUUGCCUUGGUUACCAAUGUUGUUUUAGAAGAACAUUAUCUGAUUGUAGGAGUGGUAGUUGUGGUGGACCCAGGGGUGAUUCCCAUCAACUCGCGUGGUGAGAAGCAGCGGAUGCACCUUCGGGAUGGUUUCCUAGCUGACCAGCUUGAUCCCAUUUAUGUGGCCUAUAAUAUGUGAGCCGACUGCUCUGAUUGCCUAUUGCUACUGCUGCCUCAGUGACAGUUUUUGCCGGUGCCAUGAAUGUCCACAUCGAUCUUGUAUGCUGCACUAAGAAUGAGAACAAAGAGAAAGCCAGACCAUGCUGGGAGGCGGUGCUGCGUGCAUUAAAGCCACACAUCCAGUAUGAUCUGUCAUCCAUUUCUCAUGAUGAUGUGCUCUGCAGAGCUCCAGUGACAGUCGUGUCAAAAGGCAGCAGACUACCCUACUACACCACUGCUGGUGCCAUAUUAAAUGUGAAGUAGUGUUCUAGAAACGCCACUGUAUCACAAUACAUUAAAAAAGACUACGCAACUGUAACAGGGACAUAUCUUCAUACAUCAGACUUCCUGCAAGACUGGGAGACAACUGAGUUUUGAGUCACCAGUGUUACCGUUUUCAUAAAUCCCUGCUUAUCUUCGCAGUUUGUGGUAUCAUGCACACUGCGGGGCUGUGGAUUUGGAAAUUCUUUUUAAAAUCUAUUUAUUCUGUUAAUGAGUGGAUAUAGAUGGAUGGAUAGACAGGUAAUCUAUCCAAGAACCGGGGUGGGGUGGGGCAGGCAUUUUAAAGUUGUGCUCAUCUUCAAGCUAAUCCACUAUUCACGUCGCUAAGAAGUAAGGGGAAAAUGGUUGAGGAUAUUGCUUAUGUUGAGUUCUAGGUUGUCCUGUGAUGUUCGCACUAAUGGCUUAGAGUGGAACUCUAGAGGAGUUUUUAAUCCUACCAUUGUAUUGUGAUCUGCAGAGCUGGUGAGGAUCUUGCCAACUUUUCAUUGUUGUAAUUGCUCACUAACCAUGGUAAUCUGGUCCAAGCAACAGAAAACCACAAUCACUCACCACCCUACCUACAUUAGGAGCAUUAUCUCUCCAGGAAGAAUACAUAAGUAUCCUGUUGUUUUAAUGAAUAUCCUAUUCUGAUAUUUUUUAUAAAAUAUUUUUCAUUCCAUGUGUCAUUUCAUCCGUGGAAUCCAAAUGCAGUACUGCCAUCGUAAAUUAUGGAAGGAAAUAGUCAAUGUUAUGUCAGACCUUGAAAUGCUAUGGGAGUCUCCUCUGUCAUAAGGAUAUUCAGAUCUAUUCGAGUAGCUUUCCUCAGAAAGUUACAAUGGGUUUGAAUUUGUGUGAAAUAAAACCUUACUGUUUGAUUAUAUCCAACAUUUGCCAGUUGCUCCAAUUUGCACCAUGUUGCUGGCGUGCACUUGCAUACCUGGCUGGCUUUUCUUGCAUUCUUGGUCUUGAGAUAUAACACAACUUGGUGAUUGCAUAAAUAAAGUUAUUUCACACA
Molecule: messenger RNA, 6185 nt
Organism: Leucoraja erinaceus (little skate)
Lineage: Eukaryota; Metazoa; Chordata; Chondrichthyes; Rajiformes; Rajidae
Product: disco-interacting protein 2 homolog A-like
Exons: 38
Coding region: 171-4889 (1572 amino acids)
Cellular component (GO): cell surface
Source: RefSeq, a predicted model, not a curated record